Messenger RNA from Cryptotermes secundus, 2857 nucleotides. It is a transcript of the gene Abp1, whose product is annotated as drebrin-like protein. Gene Ontology annotation, molecular function: actin filament binding. Gene Ontology annotation, cellular component: postsynaptic membrane; actin filament; cortical actin cytoskeleton. The record is from RefSeq and is a predicted model, not a curated record. NCBI's taxonomy places the organism in Eukaryota, Metazoa, Arthropoda, Insecta, Blattodea, Kalotermitidae. The transcript is spliced from 11 exons. Gene Ontology annotation, biological process: positive regulation of axon extension; regulation of actin filament polymerization; positive regulation of dendritic spine morphogenesis. The coding region runs from base 403 to 1899 and encodes 498 amino acids.
GUAAUGUACAAAAUGGGAGAGGGAAGCCGAUAGCCCCAGUAGAUCAACCGAUGCGAAAGUUAUUGAGUCGGCAGGGAGACAGGAUCUCUUUAUAUUUUUAGACAGUGUAUGCACAUCGGUAUGCAUUAUGUGCUUAAGUGUAGUACCCCGACACUUCUUUUGCCUACUUUAUUUGAAGAAUGAUAUAGGACAUUUCCCUGUUCACACAUAUGAGAUAUUUUGCCUCGCAAUUUGGCAGCAUUGGAUGGAUUAAAUUCUGCGAAACCGGUGUUUAAGAUAAUUCGUUGUAAUACUUUCCAUAAUAAUAUAGCUUUGGCAGGGCUAAUGGCUUAAUACGGUCAGGUACUGGUGAUACUGAAUAAAGUACCACUCAGAAUAAUUGUGUAGCAUGCUAAAAAGAAAAUGGCAAUAAAUCUUACGAAAUACAAAGAAAUGCUACAAGCUGCGUGGAAAGAUGUAGUCGACGACAAGUCGAUGACAAAUUGGGCAUUAUUUGGAUAUGAAGGCCAGACCGAUGACCUGAAGGUCGUCAGCAAAGGCGCGGGUGGCAUUGAGGAGAUGAUUGAGGACUUGAAUAGUGGGAAGAUAAUGUAUGCAUUUUGUAAGGUGAUGGAUCCAAAAACCAGCCUGCCGAAGUGUGUUCUAAUUAAUUGGCAAGGUGAGGGUGCCCCCCUUGUCCGAAAAGGAAAGUGUGCCAACCACUUACGAGAUGUUGCCAACUUCUUCAAGGGGGCCCAUGUUACUUUGAAUGCACGAAAUGAGGAGGAAGUUGAUACACAACUCAUCAUAGACAAAGUUGCAAAGUCUACAGGUUCUGCAUAUAGUUUUAAGGAACGUGGAGACCAAGCAAUUGAAAUGGGCCCUGUGGGCACAACAUACAAACGCGUGAUUCCUCGUCAGGAAAUUAAUUCAAAGGAAAGAGAUAAGUUCUGGGAAAAGGAAGAACAGGAAGAGAAACAAAGGCAAGCAGAAGAAAUGAAGAGGAAGGUGGAGGAACGGAACAAGUUGGAGAAUGAACGGAAACAAAGAGAGCUGAGAGAAGCUGCAGUGCGGGAGGAGAGAUUCAAGGAGCAGACCAAGAGCAUUAGUCAAUUGCGAAAGGCAGAGAGGGAUGCAGAAGAAAGAAGGAAGGAGACCAGUAAAGGAAAUGAGACAGAAGACAGGGAGAGAGAAGAAGAGGAGCGGAGAACACGCAGUGAUGUGCUUAGGAGGCAGCGCAGCGAGGAAGCACAGGCAGUGAUCUCCAAACGGACAUUUGAUGCACGUGCAGUAUUUGAACAGCACACAUCUGCAGGACAGAUGCACCAAGUACGCCGCUCAUCACUCAACCAGCAGUCAGUAAGCAACUACCAGUCUCCUCUCCCUUCUGCAACAGCUGCUAGAAAAGCAUCCCUACCUGUAUGGCCACCUGCCUCUAUUGAAACCUCUCAGCAAGUCAUUAACAACUGGGAGGAGCGUCACACAAGUGAAAACCAGACAAGGAUUUCCUCUACCCCUGCAGAGACUGAAACUAGAAACGAUGUUCAGACGCAGAACAACCAGCAUUCUGUGCAAGUUGACAACAGCCUUCCUGUGCCAGCUGUAGAGAACCAUAACCAGGUGGCCACCGAACAGGACCGAAGCUGGGAAAGAUGUGACAUAGGCAGAAGCCUCUUGCAAGCAGCAGAAGAAGAAGUAGAGGAAGAAGAUGAAGUUACAGCAGGAUAUAGCAAUGGUGAUAUGGGACUGCAGGCACGUGCGCUCUAUGACUAUCAGGCUGCGGAUGCCACAGAGAUUACAUUUGACCCAGGCGACAUCAUCACACACAUUGACCAGAUUGAUGAAGGAUGGUGGCAGGGACUUGGCCCAGAUGGAACAUUUGGCCUCUUCCCUGCAAAUUAUGUGGAACUUCUCAACUAGAAUCAAGAUUCCAGGAAAUAGUGAAGGGUUAUGUUUGAGUAUACAAUAUUGUUUCUUUUAUGUUUUCAAAUAUUUAUGUUUACUGCUGCUUUGGUUUCUUAUGUAUUGACUUAUAUCAGUGCACACUGUUUUUAAUCUGAGACUUUUCCAUGAGAAAUUUUUGCAACAUUAAUAAUGUUCUAACCAUAUCAUCCCAAAGUCUUCUUAAAAAAUAUGUAUGAUUUUAAAGUAUUGUUAAGAUAUGUUCACCAGUAUUUUGAUAUUUAAUUAGUUACUUCACAGAUUUAAUACUAAUAAUCAGAUAUAACAUUCAUAAUCAGGAAGUGUAUUAUAUAUUUGAAGAUUCAUCUUCAGUGUUUCAGCUUUGGUAUAUUCAAAGAAUUCUUACACCAUGAGAUGUGCUUCCAUCUGACGUCUGCUCACUGUACUGCACUGCCAUCGACAGUUAACACAGUAGCUAAUCCUGUUUGGUGCUAAUAGUUUAAGAUGUAGGUUAUCUAUAAGCCAUACUUGUCAAGAGGUGACCACCAUAAGCUGUGGUGCAGAAAAUCUGGGUUUCAUGGUAGUACAAGUUUGGAUGUGAAAGUUUGAAUAUGGCAACUCCAUUUUAAAAUCAUCCUUCAGCUGGACAAGAAAUUUCAUGCUUCUGUGGAACAGAAAGUUCAUCUUUAUGUUAUCUGAAGGUCACAAUUUGACUUAAUCAUGGGUCCUUUGCAUCUAGUACACUUGUUUACAUCCUGUUUCUUCAAGAUCAGUUUCAGUAUUAUCAUUCCACCUAUGCCUUGGUUUCCCAAGUGAUCUCAUACUUAAAAUUUUCUGACUACAUUGUUUGUUUAUAAUUUCCGUGUGUGCUACAGCAUGACCAGUGGAUUUAUACCUCCAGAAAGUGUAUGAACUAUGAUUGGAGAUUCCAUUUUUACCCUGUUUCAGGAAAAUAUAUUAUCUCCUUUAUAACCUC